UAUAUAUAUAUAUAUAUAUAUAUAUAUUACUACUACCUAUGAAAGAGCAAACGUAUCCUAUUAGCGAUUUAGAGAUCGUAUUGUUUUGCCCGUGUGCCCUUAAAAGAACGAAAUCUCAUCCAUCGUAACGACGUUGGCCUUUGAAUCGCGUGCCAAACGGAUGGCGAUAAAUCCAACCGGUCGAGAGAAACGAAUACGUGAGCGCACAUGUCUCUCGAGAGUAAUUCAUCGGGAACGGUGAUCGCUCCAUGUUUAUCCUAAGAGACAUACACUACAAUGUAGUGGUGUGUUCAUUCUGCCUUAAUGUGAGAUUCUUUUUGUCCCACCUUAAAAAAAAAUUCUUCGAUACGUUACAUAACACGAAGGAAAGAGAACGAUUUAAAUUGUCGAGUCGAUUCGAUUUAAUUUUUCGAAUACUCUUAAAUUUUAACUCGUCUUUUAUUUUAUUUGAUCAUCUAUUUAUUGUAAAUUAAAUAAUUCUCGUGUAUUUUAUCGCUUGUGAACUCUCUUUGUGAUUUAUCAAAAAUUUAAGAGUAUAUUCUUUGUUUGGAAAAUGGAAAAAAAAAAUUAGAAAUUGGAAUUAUCAAUAUAAUUUAAUUCAAAACUUGAAAAAUAAGAUAUUACAUAAAUUUUUAUGAUAUACUUUACGAUUCGAAAGAUAAUAUCAUUAGGAAAAAAAGAAAUGAGACCUAGAUCGUUCAAGGAAUGAACACAAGAUUUGUGAUCUUCGCGACUUCUGUGACAAUCGAUGAUCAGAGAGGAGGGGGGGAAAAAAGCAUCGUCCUUGCAUAGAGCUAGUAUCGGGUAUAUAAAAGCUGGUAAAGUGAAGGAACGCAGAUGUUAGUGGUUUCUAAAAUCCACCGAUAUCGUCGCGAGUGCUACGAGGGAUGCCAUUUAAAGUGUUAGCGAGAGUGAUUGAUCUAUGGUGAUGAUGACCACUUGGAAAAUUGUGCCUCAGUCGCUGAUUUUCUGGCUAAUGAUUCUUGGCACGUGGCACUGCACCGGUGAAAAGUUAUCUCCCGAUCAAAAAGCACCUCUGUUCGCUCGAGGUUCUGGUGGAUUGAUCUUGAAUACACCCUUCGAGGACAAUAAAGCCAGGAAUCGUCCGAUUUCAAAUGUAAAUGCGCCGGUGGACAACGUGCAAAAAGAGGAAACGGAAAUGCUGAAAUUAGUGGACGGUGAACUAGUGCGAACUGUAAAAGGAAGCUUCUCAUAUAAAAGCCCCGAAGGUCUUCCCAUUUCUGUUAAAUACGAGGCCGAUGAAAAUGGAAAUAGAGCCAGCUUUAAGUUUGGUACAGGCGUCGCAAAUGGUGAUAAUCGUUCUUCCUCUAGUUCUAAAUCAGAAAAUGGACGUGGAGAUAAAAAUGGUCGUAGUUCGUAUCUACCACCAACGAAAAAAGAUGUUGAUAGAAGCUAUUUACCACCACAAUAGAAUUAUUAUUAGCUUCUUCCGAUUAUACUUCUAAUUCAGCUUUCAAUGCUUUAAUAUUUUGGAUAAAAAUAUUUUUUGUUGAUCUUAUAUUUCAAAAAGUAAAUUUUGAAUUAUAAAUUUUUUCUCACAAUUCAACAUCAUGAUCUCUUUUAACAAAAAUUUUAUCGAUAUUUCAUAUUCACACUUCUUAAUUAUUUUACAUAAUUUAUCGGUCAACGCAAUAACCUAGAUGCUUUUAAAGUAAGUCAGUGAUCCCAUUAUGAUCAUCUUAGAAUCAAUUAACUUUCAGAAAGAUCAUUGAUCAUUAAUGCAUUACUCGAAUAUUAUCUUUCUAUCAUAGAAAAUAUUUUCUAUUUGAGUAAUCGCAAAGUAGUUAGCAAGUAUUAAUGCAUUAUUGAAUAUAUUAAAUUUUUAUAAACUAAGAAAUAAAAUAUAUUUUUUCACAGA
This is a messenger RNA of Apis mellifera (honey bee), 1879 nucleotides long. RefSeq lists its product as uncharacterized. Lineage: Eukaryota; Metazoa; Arthropoda; Insecta; Hymenoptera; Apidae. Bases 923 to 1432 code for a protein of 169 amino acids. The transcript is spliced from 3 exons. The record is from RefSeq and is a predicted model, not a curated record.